AUGGAUACCAUUUGUUUAUUUCCUUACAUUUUUCAGGCUAAAAAGCUGCUGGACGGAACACAUCAGUUGCGCAUCGACGGCCGUCACGUCGGAAGCGCAGGCCACGGCGGUGGUAGCCACGGGCAUAAAAAAGAAUUUGGUCCAGCUAUGAUAUUAUAUUAUUUGGCAUCUGCUUUUCGAACUCUCUAUCCAAGACUCGAUGAUGAUUUUGUUGAUAAAUUAAAUUAUUAUUAUACUACGACGAUACUAGCAUCAUUUGCACUUCUGGUUUCUGCUAAGCAGUAUGUUGGUUUUCCUAUACAGUGUUGGGUCCCGGCAACGUUUACAGAUGCCAUGGAACAAUAUACAGAAAACUACUGCUGGGUACAAAACACCUAUUGGGUACCUAUGCAGGAAGACAUUCCACGAGAAAUUUAUUCGAGGAGAAAUCGUCAAAUUGGCUAUUAUCAGUGGGUUCCGUUUAUCCUCGCAAUUGAAGCAUUGCUUUUCUAUGUGCCUUGUAUAUUAUGGAGAGGAAUGCUGUACUGGCACUCAGGAAUUAAUCUGCAAGGUCUUGUGCAGAUGGCAUGUGAUGCAAGACUUAUGGACGCAGAUGUUAAAAGCCGGACAGUGUAUACAAUGGCACGGCAUAUGGAGGACGAAGUUCAGCUGACACAUUUGGAGCGACAUGGACAUGCACGAACAUGUUUUCCUUUUGCCCAAGCAGGUGGCCGUUGUGGAAGGCAUUGUGGAUGUUAUGUUACUAUGUUAUACAUUGGUAUCAAGAUCUUAUAUUCUGCUAACGUGCUAUUGCAGUUUUUCUUACUGAAUCAUCUACUAGAUGCAGAUGAUCUUGCAUAUGGUUUUUCAUUAUUACGCGAUUUAAUGCAUGAAGUCGAAUGGGAACAGACCGGAAUGUUUCCACGUGUAACACUUUGUGAUUUUGAGGUUCGUGUGCUUGGUAAUAUCCAUCGACAUACUGUGCAAUGUGUUCUUAUGAUUAAUAUGUUCAAUGAAAAAAUUUUCCUUUUUUUAUGGUUUUGGUUUCUUACGGUUGGCUUGAUAACCAUUUUUAAUACUUGUUACUGGAUAUUAAUAAUGUUCAUUCCAAGUCAGGGAAUGUCCUUUAUUCGCAAAUAUUUGCGAGUGUUAAGCGACCAUCCAACGAAGCCUGUAGCUGACAGUGUAUCACUUCGAAAAUUUACUAAUCAGUUCUUGCGCAAAGAUGGAGUAUUUAUGCUCCGGAUGAUCUCAACUCAUGCUGGUGAACUAAUGAGUAGUGAAUUAGUUCUUGCUUUGUGGCAGGAUUUCAAUAAUGUUGAUCGUACGUCCGCUCAGUUUUGGGAUGCUGAACACGGCACAGGAACCCUCGAUACUUAA
Thelazia callipaeda (thelaziosis nematode) is the source of this 1359-nucleotide messenger RNA. NCBI's taxonomy places the organism in Eukaryota, Metazoa, Nematoda, Chromadorea, Rhabditida, Thelaziidae. The record is from the annotation of a GenBank genome assembly.